Molecule: messenger RNA, 1362 nt
Organism: Entamoeba nuttalli P19
Lineage: Eukaryota; Evosea; Mastigamoebida; Endamoebidae
Exons: 1
Coding region: 1-1362 (453 amino acids)
Source: RefSeq, a predicted model, not a curated record
AUGAAUGUUGUUUUAUAUAUUGACUCGAUGACAACAUUAAUUAAAUUUAUUUUAAUAAAUAAAAAAUGUUUAGAGUCAUGUAAAAAUUUAUAUAGUAGUCCAUUUAAUAUAGAUUAUCAAAAAAAAGAUAUGAUUAAGUUAAUGAAAUUAUUUGAGAAAAUGAAUACAUUACAUUGUAGUGCUGGGUUAUUUGUUUAUGAAAGUAUUAAAGAAAGUAAAAAAAUAGAAUAUGUUUUAGAUAGAUUAAAACAUCUUGAUUUUGAUUGUUCUGUUUUUGAUACAUUUGAUGUUAAUGCAAUUUCAUUUAUUCAUUAUUAUUCAAAUAGAAUUCGUUAUUUAAUAUUUAAAAGGGGAAUUGGAUUAGUAGAAUAUUCACCUCUUCCAGAGUUAGAAAAAAUGGAAACAUUAAUACGAUUUGAAUGUGGAAAUGAAUUUUUAAUUAAAAUGACAGAAACUCCAAAAUUUGGGAAAUGUUUUAAGAAAUUAAUAAUAAAUCUAGAGUCAUUGAAUAAGGAAUACAUUCAAACAUUAUUAACUUAUUUCCUUGAUGUUCCAUUUAAAGUUAUUAUUAAAGUUGAAUAUUUAAAUUCAUUUGAUUUAAAAACAUGGAAAAAUGAAUUUAAUAGACAUCGUUCUCAAACUGAAUUUAUAUUACUUGCUAAUAAGACUGAAGGUAUUGAUAUUCAAGAAUUUGAUCAAUUUUUAUUUAAUAUUAAAAAGAAUAACAUUAAUAUUAGAUAUUAUAAUAUUGUAAAAAAUAAUAUGGAUAACAUAUUUAAAAUUUAUUAUCCUACUGAAGUCACUGUAUGGAACUCUGACUUAGAAGAAAAUGACUCAAUAGCUCAUUUUGAACGUUUAAAAUAUAUUGAAGCAUUAAAUCUUAUUUCACUAAAUUUUAAAUUUACUACAACAUUAUAUUUUCCAACAACAUUAACUUCUCUUAGGAUAGAUGAUUGUGGAGUUGUUACACAAUUAAAUAAUUUACAAUUUUUACCAUUAAAAAAUUUAGAUAUUAAAUAUUCAGGAGGAAUUUCAGAAUUAUUACUUCCAUCUUCUUUAAAAAAUAUUCGACUUGAAAGACUUUUCUAUUUAAAAUCAAUACAAGGAUUAAAACAAUGUGAUUUAACUCAAUUCAGUAUAUUUGGUUGUGGAGAAAUUAAAGAAUUAGAACUUCCAAAAGUAUUAUCAUGUAUUGUAUUUCAAUGUAGAGAAUUAACUAAGGUUGAUACACAACAAAAUACAACAAUGACUUAUCUUUCAUUAAAACAAUGCCCAAAAUUGAAGGGAAUUUAUUUACCAAAAUCAUUAGUAUUAAUGAAGACACAAUGGGAUAAUAAAAUUAAUGGUUGUCAAACAGUGUAA